ACUUUUUGUGUCAUUGUCAGUUGAGAUGUGUAAAGUGACUGAUUAAUUAAGAAAUUUAUUUUCUUUUUCUUAAUGUUAAUUCUGUUCUUUAAUCUUUUUGUUUCACGAGAUUAUAUUAAAAAAAUUAAGAACAUUAUGAGGACGAUAUUUAUAUUUUUCAUCUUAAUCAUUUGUUCGGUAACAAUUUUUGCAUUUGAUCUGAAAACAAGAGUGCCUAAGGAAGAGAAUUUUUUCGAGAAAUUAACAUCAAGAAAUGUGAAUAACGAUAAAUUUUCAACGGAAAAAGUGCAAAGAGAUGAAACCGGAAUUGAAAAAAUGAUACAAUUAAUGAAUAUUCUGGGACAAGUUGAUAGUUUUUUUACAAGAAAGACUAAAAAUUUGAUUCGAAGACUGAAUGCCGUUUAUGAACAAGACGAUCCUGAUCCAAAAUAAAAUAAACUUUUCUUAUUAAAAAAAAAAAUAAAAAUACAAUUUCCUCACCAGU
This is a messenger RNA of Leptopilina heterotoma, 484 nucleotides long. RefSeq lists its product as uncharacterized. The coding region runs from base 73 to 432 and encodes 119 amino acids. The record is from RefSeq and is a predicted model, not a curated record. NCBI's taxonomy places the organism in Eukaryota, Metazoa, Arthropoda, Insecta, Hymenoptera, Figitidae. The transcript is spliced from 2 exons.